Messenger RNA from Aspergillus homomorphus CBS 101889, 1197 nucleotides. RefSeq lists its product as uncharacterized. The transcript has a single exon. The record is from RefSeq and is a predicted model, not a curated record. Bases 1 to 1197 code for a protein of 398 amino acids. NCBI's taxonomy places the organism in Eukaryota, Fungi, Ascomycota, Eurotiomycetes, Eurotiales, Aspergillaceae.
AUGUCUGCGAUGUUCAUUCCCAUUGUUGCAGCUCUCCUUUUAGGGCAGGUUGCAGCCAAAGUUCCGGUGGCAUUUAGUUCCCCUGUGGCGAGCAGUCAAGUUCAAUUCCAGACACAGGCCGGUGCAUACUGCCACACAAAGUUAGGAACCAGCUCUAUCCCUGGUGUCCUGCCUACUUCGACAAUCACUCGCACUCGCCAUGAUCCUACUCCUGUCAUCAUCACGUCGACCACCCAGGGCACUGUCACUGAGAUCCCUGCUUUGGUGACGGUGACAGUGACCGACUAUGUCACGACCACCACAACGAGCACUGCUGAUAGCGUCACUGAUACUUUCUCAACCACCUCAACCGAGCUCAUUACAUCCACCCUGAUUCUUACUCCUCCCGCGGUCACUGCCACCGUCGCCGUAACCGUUACGACGACGAGCACGUACACCUCUACUAUUCCCACCUCAGAUGGCUUCACUCCACUCGCAAAGACUCUGCCCACCAGCACGGCGGCCAAACGAUCUCUACUCAGCACUGAGGAAGAAGACUGUGCCGCGUGGUUGGAUGACUAUCAAUAUCCCCAAGCUGUUGAGUGCCACCAGAAGAUUGUGUUGAAAACCACCAGCGUGGAGACGGUGACUGCUGUGCCCAUCACCACCACGCUCAAGGGCUCGACCACGACAACGACCGUGACCAGCACUAUCACCACCUCCUCCGUGGUUGUUCCCAGUGCCGUCUCGAUCACGCUCAGUUACAGCACUACCUCCACUAUCACCGAGUCUUCGACCGUCGCGGCCGUGACAACCACCGUCACCACGGCCAACACUGUCUCGGUCGCGACCAGCACUACCAUGCUAAACGCAUGCGCCACUAACAACGUCGCCGGACUACCUCUGUCCUCAGACUACGGUAACUUUGCGGGCCAAUACAUGUAUCUCGUUUCCUUCACCAACAUUCCCGGCGAGAGCUUGACCGUGGGCAACGCCGCUUCGGCCUACGACUGCUGUGUCAGCUGCCAGGAGUCCAACACCUGUGCCAUGUCGUACUACAACCACGUUUCGUCCGCCGUCACGUACUGCUAUCUGAUCCACACCACCUCCUGCAACUCUGCUUCGACCUAUGCAAAGGCCUCUCUUCACAGCUCUCCCGCCACUAUUCAGAUGUCCAACGGCCCGUGUGGUCAUGUUCAGGGUGUACAAAAUGCUUAG